Rhododendron vialii is the source of this 2113-nucleotide messenger RNA. Its product is annotated as 3-epi-6-deoxocathasterone 23-monooxygenase CYP90D1-like. The coding region runs from base 330 to 1763 and encodes 477 amino acids. Gene Ontology annotation, molecular function: iron ion binding; oxidoreductase activity, acting on paired donors, with incorporation or reduction of molecular oxygen, NAD(P)H as one donor, and incorporation of one atom of oxygen; heme binding. Lineage: Eukaryota; Viridiplantae; Streptophyta; Magnoliopsida; Ericales; Ericaceae. Gene Ontology annotation, biological process: sterol metabolic process; brassinosteroid homeostasis; brassinosteroid biosynthetic process. The transcript is spliced from 8 exons. The record is from RefSeq and is a predicted model, not a curated record.
UACGUUGCCCAACCCCGGGCCCCGACCUAUCCCAUUCCCUCUCUCUCCCUCUCUCUCUCUGUCUGUCUAUCGCUCCCUCUCUCUUCUUGCUGUUAACGAAGCAGACUAGCGAAAGAGAGCAGUAGGUCCACUAUUCAUUUAGUAGGAGCUUCAGCUUUAUCAUCUCCCUGCCUCUUCUUUCUUUCUUUUAUUAUUGCAGCUUUAUCAAACCUCUCGAAAGUCUAGCCUACACCCCCCAGAUCUCAAAAGUCUCUCUCUCCCGCGAACCACCCAAACCGACAACCCACCUCCAUUCCCAUUCAACUGAAUACAAAUCAAACGUACCCAAUAUGGAAAAUUGGUGGGAUAUUCUGCUAUUACUCACAACAAUCUUGUUUUCAGCCGUUACAUUCUUACGCUACAAGAAAAGAUCAUGCGAAAGGAUUUACAAAGUCCCACUUCCUUUAGGGACUCUGGGGUGGCCCUACAUCGGCGAAACCAUCGAAUUCAUCUCUUGUGCCUGCUCGGAUCGACCCGAGAAGUUUAUGGACAAACGCCGUCGUAUGUACGGGAAGGUGUUCAAGUCACACUUAUUUGGGAGCCCCACCAUUGUUUCAACAGAUGCAGAAGUGAGUAGAUUUGUUUUGCAAAGUGAUGCAAAGGCUUUCGUGCCAUCGUACCCCAAAUCUCUCACUGAGUUGUUUGGAAAAUCCUCUAUAUUGCUCAUCAAUGGAAGCUUGCAUAGGAGAUUUCAUGGACUCCUUGGAUCCUUCUUCAAAUCUCCACAUCUCAAAGCUAAGAUCACCCAUGACAUGCAAAAAUACGUGAAGGAAUCAAUGGGGAAUUGGAGAGAUGAUCACCCCACUUACAUCCAAGAUGAAGCCCAGAAUAUUGCCUUUCAAGUACUGGUGAAGGCAUUGAUAAGUGUGGAUCCAGGAGAUGACAUGGAUUUUUUGAAGAAGCAAUUUCAUGAGUUCAUGGCUGGUCUCAUGUCAUUACCAAUCAAACUACCUGGAAGUAGACUCCACAGAUCCUUACAGGCAAAGAAGAAAAUGAUUGAGUUAGUGCGUAAAAUUAUCCGUGAUAAAAGGAGCAGGGGCAUUUCAGUAAUUCCACAAGAUGCAGUGGAUGUUUUACUCAAUGAUGCAAGUGAAGAGCUAACUGACGAUCUAAUUUCAGGGAAUAUGAUAGAUUUAAUGAUACCUGGUGAAGGUUCGGUGCCGGUUCUUAUAACUCUUGCCGUAAAAUACCUUUCAGAUUGCCCUCCUGCCCUCCUACAAUUAAUAGAUGAGAAUUUGGAAUUGAAGAGAGUUAAAGACCUGGUUGGACAGCAGUUGAGUUGGAACGAUUACCUAUCUCUUCCAUUCACACAAAUGGUGAUUACAGAAACUCUAAGGAUGGCGAACGUUAUUGUAGGGGUAAUAAAAAAGGCCAUGAAAGAUGUGGAGAUUAAGGGUUGUCUGAUUCCAAAGGGAUGGUGUGUUUUAACAUACUUCAGAUCAGUUCAUUUCGAUGAUAAUCUGUAUGACCGGCCUUAUGAGUUCAACCCAUGGAGGUGGAAAGACAAAGAGAUGAGCUCUAACAGUAGUAGCUUUACUCCAUUUGGAGGGGGACAAAGGUUGUGUCCUGGGAUUGACUUGUCCAGGCUGGAAGCCUCCAUCUUUCUCCACCAUUUUGUUACUCAAUUCAGAUGGGUAGCUGGGGCUGAUUCAGUUAUCCACUUCCCCACUGUUAGAAUGAAGAAAAGAAUGCCAGUUUGGGUGAAAAGGAGAAGUGAAAUUUGACAUAUGGGUACACUGGACAACUAUAAUGAUCUUGUCCAAUGAAUCAAUCAAACCUUUUGGAGGGGACUUCCACAGAGUUUUAUAGGAGAGGAGACAAACAAACGUGCAAAGAAAGAAGGCAUAAGGAUUACAAGAAAAGUGUUUUGUCGAGUGCACACGUUGGGUGGAGUCAUCUGAAGUCACAUUGUUCUGCUUUGUUAAGAAAAGGAAUUGACACAUUACGUGUGGACAAUAUACGCAUUUUUCGGGGGACCCUUUUGUUUGUUCCUAGUGCUCUUUUUCUUCCUUCCUACUAUACUCUAUUUACCUUUUUGUACAGAUGCAAUAAAAGGUUGGACCCAAUGGAGCUU